AUGAGCUCAGACGGUGGUGGCGGUGGCAAGGAGAGCAUGCGGCAGCGGCUGGCGGCACGGCUGCGGUCGCCCAAGAACAAGGAGAAGGGCAAGAGCAAGGCGAGAGGGAGGUCGGGGACGGGCGGGGACCAAGACGGAGGUGGAGGCGGGUCUGACGGGCGGAGAGUCCGUGUUCGCACACGCUCCAAGGAGGCGGCUCGGCUCUCGUUCCCGCCGAGGGCAUCGACCGCAGACUCGUCCGAGUUUAUCCUCUCGGAGCGAUCGACGGAAGCGUCAGAGUCGCAUGGACGGUAUGCUGCGGGCGCGGGCGCGCCAGGACGUCGUGACCUGCCGCCGACGUCGCUGGCGGAUCUCCCGCUCGCGCCGCCAAUCACCGCCCUCCCGCUUAUGUCUGAGCUGAGCAGGCAGCUCGGCAUCCAGCACGUAUCGGCAGCGCGGACAAAGCGGACUUCGAUGGCCUCGGUCGCCCCUGAGCGCGCCUCUGUCAAGAUUCUGGCAGAAGCCGGUGCUUGGGGCGACGUCGUUGUCCUCACCCAACUGCUACUCAUGGACGAGAAUGCCAAGCUCAAGCCCCAUGAGAUGGUCGAGCUGCGGACUGCGCGCGCCAUCGCCUUGGUCAAGCUCCGCAUGUUCACCAUCGCAGACUCGGAAGUCGCACCGCUGCUGGCCGCCCCAGACUCGCUCUUCCGCUACUCGUCAUACCCUGACGAGUACACAGACGGUGAGACCGGCUCGUUUCUCCCGUUUGUCGUCCGCCUCAUCGCCGUCCAGCUCGCGUUCCAUCUCGCAGAGACCUCGGUCGCCGCCGCAGCCCACUGCUCGCUGCUCGAGUACGUCCGGUCCAAGCGCGAACGCCUCGAGGCAUCCGCAGGGUCCAGCGCCGAGUCGGCUGCCGCGAGCGGGCACAGAGAACUCCCGCUUGACCUUGUCCUGCUCGCCCCGCCCGGCGACAUGCUGCACCUCCUCCUCGACAACGUCGCGCCGUGCGAGGCCAGCCUCGAACUAUGGGAGGAGCGCGAGGUGCUUGUUAUUGUCUCGCUCAUCUCGAUCUACGUCGCCCGCGACGAGCACCUCCUCGCCAUUGCUCUGUACAAGGACCAGCUCUACCCGCUCCGCAGCGAAGACCCCGGCGUGCUUGCCGGCCUCGGCAGGCUGUACCUCACCGUCGGCCACGUCGCCGCCGCAGGCUGCGUCUUUGCCAAGGCCGAAGAGCUGCUGGAUGCCGCCGGCACUCCGGCCGACUCGGUCCCUAUCACCCACAUCAACCGCGGGUACGUGGCUGUUGCCCAGGGCCAGUACGCCGCUGGCGCGCUUUGCUAUCAGCGCGCACUCGACCUAUACGUCGAGGUCGAAAAGAGCCACGACAGCGGUGCCACGCCCUGGUCCGAGUGCGCCAAGGCCGCAGCCGCCAACAACCGCGCUCUUUGCUGGCUCUACGCCGGGCAUCUCGACAAGGCGCUCAAGUCUAUCGAGAACAUCAUUAAGGCCGCGCCGGCCCGCAACAUGAACCCCACCCUCAUUGCCAACCUCUGCUCGCUCUACGAGCUUGCCGGCCGCUCCGUCCGCGCCAACAAGAUGGCGCUUGCAACGCUUGUGGCCGAGCACGCGCCCGACAACUUUGACGUCUCGGUCCUCCGUCUCCAAGACGGAUGAGCGCUCACGACCAGGAUACAUGACUUGUUCAUUUGUCGCCGCCUCCUGCAUGUCAGCGGACACUCUGCUCCUUCCGACGGUUGAUGUAGAUGGUGACGAGCUUGAGCUGCGACGACGAGAGCUCCGAGAGGCACGGCAUCAGUGACUCACCAAGCACCAUGUACGCUUCCACAAGUGUAAAGACCACAGCCUUGCGCA
Messenger RNA from Thecamonas trahens ATCC 50062, 1851 nucleotides. RefSeq names its product tetratricopeptide repeat protein 15. The transcript has a single exon. NCBI's taxonomy places the organism in Eukaryota, Apusomonadida, Apusomonadidae. The coding region runs from base 1 to 1653 and encodes 550 amino acids. The record is from RefSeq and is a predicted model, not a curated record. Gene Ontology annotation, molecular function: protein binding.